Molecule: messenger RNA, 2244 nt
Organism: Synchiropus splendidus (mandarinfish)
Lineage: Eukaryota; Metazoa; Chordata; Actinopteri; Syngnathiformes; Callionymidae
Gene: eme1
Product: essential meiotic structure-specific endonuclease 1
Exons: 9
Coding region: 349-1881 (510 amino acids)
Biological process (GO): double-strand break repair; replication fork processing; resolution of meiotic recombination intermediates
Cellular component (GO): nucleus; Holliday junction resolvase complex
Molecular function (GO): DNA binding; nuclease activity
Source: RefSeq, a predicted model, not a curated record
UUUUUGUCGAGUAAUUACUGUGCUGCAGAACAUAAAUCGCGCAGAAUAAACUUAAGUUUAUCAUAUCUGCGUCAGAAAUAACUAAUCGCGGUUAGGGGCGAAUAAUAUAAUUACCGACCUUCAGAAUCGCGAUAACUUUGAGACAAGUGAACGCACCACUAGCUAUCGGCCCGGGUAAAUCAAACGGUUGGUUUGGUUCGGUUGGGAGUUCGGGAGAGCCACAGGGACAGUUCUUUUUGGGGCGUUCAGCACGCGGACACUAUAGUGUGUAGAUGUCAGUUACCCGCUGAAUAAAACUACCGCGGAUUUUGAAAAGGUCAGGUUAAGCAGCAGAUUUCACUGACCAACAUGGGGGAUUGCAGUGACUACAGUGAUACUGAUGACGACUUGCCAGUUUAUGACUUCCUCAAGCCCAUGCAGUCCGUCAACCAAUCUCCGCAGAGUCAUGCAGAAGGACCCAACAUUCAUGUAAACGGUACCGGCAAGGCCAAGAGUUCUGCUUGCCCGAGAAAAGUAGAAGUGAUCAUCAGCAGUGACUCUGAUGAUGAGCCAUAUGUCCCUCUGGCACAGAGACUAACCAAAGUAACCUCGCCUCCUCUGGCUCCAAGCACUGCCAGUCACGGCCUCAUGGCGCAGAGUACCAUACCACAUGCGUACCAGCCACUUUGUUUGCCUCAGACUAUUGCACAUAUGAAGGCUCAGUCCCGGCCGACCAAGAGGACUGCUGAGGAACUCCAUGGCUCCAGGGAAGAGGCAGUGAAGAGGAAUCAGGCAGGAAUGGCACAUCGACGGGAUAAGGAGGCGCUUAAACUGGAGAAUGAGGCCAAAAAAGCAGAGCGGAAAGCUCAGAUGGAAGCUGCCAAAGCUUUAAGACCUGAGGAGUGUAUCAAGCACAUGGUUGUUGCUGUGGAUCCAGCUCUCUUACAGCUGGAAGGAGGUGGAGCUUUACUGGCAUCAAUACAGGCGCUUGGUUCCAGUUGUGCCAUUGAAAAACAGCCCCUGCCUCGAAGCAUCACCUGGAUGAGGAGGGCCCCAGGCGCUCAGACUUUAGACAGUGUGUGUUUGCCGGAAGCUCACGUGGUGAUGCACAUGACCGUGGAGGACUUCAUCACUCUCAUCCACAGUUACGUCCAGGAAGAGAGGCACGGGAGGUCAGAGUGCAGCCCCACGCUGACCUCAUGGGUGCAAGCGCACCAGAGGCGACAACCUGACAAGAUCCUUAGCUUGGCGGUCGUCGACCUGGAGAAGUACUUCAGACACCACAAAGGUCAGAGCCAGAAGAGGCUCAGAGAGGCUGUCACAGGUGACGAACCAGGACCGGCGAAGAAAGGAGCCAAGAAGAAGAAGCCUGAUGGUGUGGAGGCUCUGCCAGAGGUGUCACGGGUCAACAUCGAGGAGGCUAUGGUCCACCUACAGAUGCACACUGGUGUCUGUGUGCGCUUCCUGCCGUCAUGGAAGGACUUUACUGAACACAUUGCCAUGGCUACCAAAGCAGUAGCAGAAGGACCCUUCAAGCUGGAGCGGGAAAAAACAGGCUUCACAUUCCACCUGGACUCUGAAUGGGCUGGCGGACACCGGGUGGACAAGAGUGGCAAAGGACUGCUGCAGGUGUGGAAGAGGCAGAUUCAGCAGUUGAACAGAGUCAGUCCAGAUAUGGCGUCGGCCAUCCUUGCCACUUAUCCUUCCCCUCAGCUGCUCGCCAAGGCUUACAAACUCUGCCGGACAGACGCUGAGAAGAUCUCCCUGCUGGCUGACCUAUUGAUCCGCAGAGGAGAGGGCGUCACUUCCACCACUCGCCGGGUCGGACCAGAACUCUCUAAACGUCUCUUUCUGCUAAUGAACUCACUUGAUCCUGAGCAAAACCUGGACUCAACGGCCUGACCUUGUGGGAACUCAGCUUUGCUUAUAAAUCCAGUCCGUGUGUUUGUUUUCUCUCACAUGUCAGAUGCAGAGUAAGAGUUUAUAAUGUUCUUACACAAACAUGGAACACUAAACCAGAGAAAACAGAGUGUUCUUGCUGUUCCUUGCCGUUUUAAGUGACAGCAUCGUGACAGUGGGGGUGCUCUCUUCAGUUUCACCAGCUGGUUGCUGUCACUCCUGAACAGCUAUUCAUUUUAACUAGCAUCGCUGCAGUACGUGAAUUGUUUGUAAACAGACACAAAACAAGCACUGUCAAGGUGAAACUACGACUUCUGCUUUACCCCAUCUAUUGAAGCUACUAUCCUUGCUGUUGUAUUAAUAAAU